Messenger RNA from Tripterygium wilfordii, 3751 nucleotides. RefSeq names its product translation initiation factor IF-2, chloroplastic. Gene Ontology annotation, biological process: translational initiation. The record is from RefSeq and is a predicted model, not a curated record. The coding region runs from base 322 to 3366 and encodes 1014 amino acids. NCBI's taxonomy places the organism in Eukaryota, Viridiplantae, Streptophyta, Magnoliopsida, Celastrales, Celastraceae. Gene Ontology annotation, molecular function: translation initiation factor activity; GTP binding; GTPase activity. The transcript has 12 exons.
GACAAAAAUUUGAGGCGCAGGGAAACAGCCACACAUACAUGUCCCCACAGCCAGUUUUAGCUUUGUUCGUCACCACCAAUUCAAUUCUCUUGUCCUAUCUCUCUCUUUCUCCAUGCGUAAUCCAUAACUGUACACCAAUUGCAGAGGUGGAGGAGGUAAGUAGAGUUUUCUCUUCGAUUAUACUCUAAACGAGUGUCGAAGCUGUAAAAAUGGGGGAAUUGAUUGUUGUUUAGCAAAAUUGAAUUCAAACAUUUUCUCUGUGUGUGUGUGUUUUUUGUGUGCUUCUGAUACUCCUCUGUAAGUGCUUUUCCUUUUUUGUGGAUGGUUCUGGUGGGAACCAUGGCUACACCGGCUUCCCUGGUUAGUUUGGGAAAUGCGAGUGUUGCAGUCACGAGCUGCUCCGAGAGAACGUCGUCGUACAUACUGGUAAGGAGAGUUCCAUUGUUGAAACGUAGGGUUAAGGUUAUCAGUACAUGUGUUUGUAAAUACUCGAUUACCACAGCUGACUUUGUUGCGGAGCAAGGUAAUAGCAGGCAUAAUGAUAGUAAAGACAGUGAUAGUGAGAUUGCACUUAGGCCUGCACCGAAGCCUGUCUUGAAAUCCAAGGGUGAAUCCCUUUUGGGGGUCAACUCUGUGAGGUGGAAAUCUGGUGAUGAGGAGGAGGAGGAGGAGAAAGAGAGAAGUAAAGUGAUUGAGUCACUUGGUGAGGUUUUAGAGAAGGCUGAGAGGCUUGAAGCUUCUAGUAGUGGAUUGGGUACUAGUAGUAGUGGUAGUAGCAAUAGCAGCACCAGAAAGCUGACUGGUGGAAAUGUAAGUCAAUUUCGGAAGUCUAAUUCGAAUAGAGUUGGUAAAGCUGAGGAUUCAAUAGGGACUCGUAACGCUAAAGCUUCAAAGAAUGUGUGGCGUAAAGGGGAUUCGGUUGCACAAGUUGAAAAGAUUGUCAAGGAGCCCCCUAAGGAUAAUAGGAAUGUAGUGAAAGAAGCGCUCAAAAUGGUGGGAGGGGGUAAGGCACAGUCUAGACCCAGUGUUCCAUUAAGACCUGCCCAACAUGCCCCAACACCUGCAAGGCCUCAACCCACAUUGCAAGCCAAACCUUCAAUUGCUCCUCCACCUGUGUUGAAGAAACCUGUUAUUCUGAAGGAUGUGGGGGCAGCUUCAAGGCCUCAAGUAAAUGAUGAUUUAAAUGCAGGUGUUAAAAGCAAAGAGAGGAAACCAAUUUUGGUUGAUAAAUUUAGGACUAAGAAACCCGUGGUUGAUCCUCUAAUUGCUGCUGCAGUCUUAGCUCCUCCUAAACCAGCAAAGGGAAAAUUCAAGGAUGGUUAUCGCAAGAAGAGUAUUUCUGAUGGUGCGGCUAAGAGGCGGAUGGCUGAUGAUGAUGAUGAUGUCGACAUACAUGAUGAGGAGUCAUCAGAGCUAAAUGUUGUUAUACCUGGUGCAGUUGCUGCUAGGAAAGGGAGGAAAUGGACUAAAGCUAGUAGGAAGGCAGCUCGACUUCAGGCUGCAAAGGAGGCCGCUCCUGUUAAAGUAGAGAUCUUAGAGGUUGGAGAAAAAGGUAUGUUGAUUGAGGACUUGGCCUAUAGCUUAAACAUCAGUGAAGGUGAAAUCCUUGGGUAUCUGUACGCAAAGGGGAUUAAACCUGAUGGGGUGCAAACUCUUGAUAAGGACAUGGUGAAAAUGAUCUGUAAAGAAUAUGAAGUGGAGGUGUUAGACGCCGACUCAGUUCAAGUGGAAGAAAUGGCUAAAAAGAAUGACAUUCUUGAUGAAGAAGAUUUGGAAAACUUAGAAGACAGGCCUCCUGUCCUUACUAUAAUGGGUCACGUGGAUCAUGGAAAGACAACCCUUUUGGAUUAUAUCCGGAAGAGCAAGGUGGCUGCCGCAGAAGCUGGUGGGAUUACACAAGGAAUUGGGGCAUAUAAGGUGCUUGUUUCUGUUGAUGGAAAACUGCAAUCCUGUGUUUUCCUCGAUACCCCUGGACAUGAGGCAUUUGGGGCAAUGAGAGCACGUGGAGCGAGGGUGACAGAUAUUGCUGUCAUUGUAGUGGCUGCUGAUGAUGGAAUUCGUCCUCAGACAAAGGAGGCUAUUGCUCAUGCCAAAGCCGCUGGGGUACCUAUUGUAAUUGCAAUUAACAAGAUAGAUAAAGAUGGCGCUAACCCAGAGCGAGUCAUGCAAGAGCUCUCUUCGAUUGGUCUGAUGCCUGAGGACUGGGGGGGUGACAUCCCAAUGGUUCCGAUCAGUGCUCUCAAGGGUGAGAACAUAGAUAAUUUGCUGGAAACCAUUACGCUUGUUGCUGAGUUGCAAGAGUUGAAGGCUAACCCUCACAGAAACGCAAAGGGCACAGUGAUUGAGGCAGGGCUUGAAAAAUCAAAGGGGCCAGUAGCAACAUUUAUUGUCCAGAAUGGCACUCUUAGAAAAGGGGACAUCGUUGUUUGUGGAGGAGCCUUCGGAAAGGUGCGAGCUUUAUUUGAUGACGGUGGAAAUCGUGUCGAUGAAGCAGGACCUUCAAUUCCUGUGCAGGUAACUGGACUGAAUAAUGUUCCACUUGCUGGCGACACCUUUGAGGUUGUUUCAUCCCUUGACAUUGCGCGUCAAAAAGCAGAAGUGCGUGCGAUGUCGCUGCGAAAUGAGCGAAUUGCAGCGAAGGCUGGUGAUGGGAAGGUCACCCUUUCUUCUCUAGCUUCUGCAGUUGCAUCAGGAAAGCUGACUGGACUGGACCUGCACCAGCUUAAUAUUAUAAUGAAGGUUGAUGUUCAGGGUUCAAUUGAGGCUGUCAGACAAGCCCUCCAUGCGCUUCCUCAGGAUAAUGUCACUUUAAAGUUUCUUUUGCAAGCAACAGGGGAUAUAAGCAACAGUGAUGUUGAUCUUGCUGUCGCUAGCCAGGGCAUUAUCUUCGGAUUUAAUGUUAGAGCACCAGGUUCUGUUAAUAGCUAUGCUGACAGCAAAGGCGUCGAGAUUCGGAUAUAUAGAGUUAUCUAUGAACUUAUUGAUGAUGUACGGAAUGCAAUGGAAGGACUUCUGGAGCCUGUGAAGGAAGAAGUCACUAUUGGCUCAGCAGAAGUUCGUGCCACAUUCAGCAGCGGUAGUGGGCAUAUUGCCGGAUGCAUGGUAACAGAGGGAAGAGUGGUUUCAGGCUGUGGUAUACGGGUUAUUCGAAAUGGAAAAGUUUUACAUGUUGGUAUUCUUAGUUCCUUGAGAAGGGUUAAAGAAACUGUGAAAGAGGUAAAUGCUGGACAGGAAUGUGGUAUUGCAAUUGACGACUAUGGUGAUUAUGAGGAAGGUGAUAUUUUGGAGGCCUUCAACACAUUUGAGAAGAAGCGAACCCUUGAAGAGGCAGCAGCUUCAAUGGCAGCUGCCCUGGAAAAUCUAUAGACGCAUGCAGGGUCAAAAGAAUUUCCGCAUCAACUUUCCCUAACAGAACCAAUCUGCAUCAGAUGGUGUAACCCGCUGAUUCAGUGCUUUGCGACUUCUUGCCAACAACAUAACAACGAAUUAUCCCUACACGCGACGAGUUAUCUGAGAUGCCAGGCAGGCAGGCAGGCACUGAAGACCUGAACUUGCUCUCAUUUUGUGCAUUGUUGUAGCUAUACUGCUGUAUAUAGCAAUGUCCCACCAAAUCUCAGAUUUUGUCUGUAAAGGAGGAGCAAUUGUUAAGCUCCUCAAGAUUCAAUGUAGAUCUGCCGAUAAAAGGCAGAUUGAAUUUUUCACUAAAAUCACAAGUUAUUAAAUCUGGUGUUUUCAAUGUAUAAUGGGUAAA